AUGCAUGUUGAAGCGUCCACGGAGCUACUGGUGAGGGUCUUCACGCUCAACCCUAACCCUGCGUCGGGCAAAGCACUCGCGAAACCCGGGGAACCACUGGUGAUCAGCUGCGAUCCUCUCGACAAGACCAAGAAGAUUACCUGGAUGAAAGGCACCACAGACAUACCCUCGGACGACGCCAAGCUCUCUGUCGUUGAGAACGGGACGUCAAUGCUGACCAUCUCUAAACCGACCGAAGAAGACGCGGCAUCCUAUUCCUGCAACGACGGGACCGACACCAAAACCAUCGAAGUCUUCUACAAAGUGACUGUGACCACGGACGAAACGCACACGACCGCUUCCUCCGCACUGGUAGAGGGCAAAGAGGUCUGGAUUGCCCUGAAGGUCACCGGCGUUCCGGCGCCCACACUGGCGUGGACCAAAGAUGGCGCGGCCUGGACGAUUCCUUCCCACGUGACCGCGGAGGAACACAACAAGAUCCCCAACGCGAUGCUACACUUCAAACCGAUUAAGGUGGAAGACGAAGGCACGUACACCUGCAACGCCACCGGAGCCGGCAUGGGUACUCCGAAUCCCCCAGACGUGGAAACAUUUGAGUACAAGCUUAAAGUCAAGGGAAAAUAUGCGGCACUCGUGCCCUUUUUGGCCAUCUGCGCCGAGGUGGUGAUACUGUGCGCGGUCAUCUACUUUGUGGAGAAGAAGGCCCUGAAGGCCGAGGAGCCGGCUCCACCGACAGUGGCGGUUGUGGAUGCGCCCGAAGGCGAUGAUGCUGCCGCCGUACUACCUGUUGACGUAGUUGUAUCGGCAGAAGCAGUUGCCGAUGUUGGACAGAACUUGGAAGCACCGGCUGAAAACUGA
Molecule: messenger RNA, 858 nt
Organism: Ixodes scapularis (black-legged tick)
Lineage: Eukaryota; Metazoa; Arthropoda; Arachnida; Ixodida; Ixodidae
Product: neuroplastin-like
Exons: 1
Coding region: 1-858 (285 amino acids)
Source: RefSeq, a predicted model, not a curated record